GCUGUUGCAGUUCCUACCCGAGAACUUCACCAGAUACAGUCGCCACUUCCGGUGGUUGUUUGGCUAUCUAGUUGAAAUGAGGUGAAGCGCUAGCUAUAUAAAGACUAGCUUAAUUGCUUCAAUGGCAGGUUUAUUAAACGCGUAUACACACUGUAGAACAAGAAGAGCCCUCUAGGGUGUACCACCGGAUCAACUUCAUUUUCUUGCCACCGGACUAUGUUCAAAAAGAUGACUGAAUUUGGACCAGAUUCCGGCGGGCGAGUUAAGGGAGUAACCAUUGUGAAGCCUAUCGUGUUUGGGAACGUUGCCCGCUACUUUGGGAAAAAGAGAGAAGAGGAUGGACACACGCACCAGUGGUCUGUCUAUGUGAAGCCUUACAGAAAUGAGGAUAUGUCUGCUUAUGUGAAGAAGAUUCAGUUCAAGCUACAUGAAAGCUAUGGUAACCCACUGAGAGUGGUGACUAAACCCCCAUAUGAGAUUACAGAGACAGGCUGGGGGGAAUUUGAGAUCAUCAUAAAGAUCUUCUUCAUUGACCCAAAUGAGAGACCCGUGACUCUGUACCAUCUGUUGAAGCUGUUCCAGUCAGACUCCAGUGCCAUGCCUAAGAAGACAGUUGUCUCUGAAUUCUACGAUGAAAUGAUCUUCCAGGAUCCUACAGCCAUGAUGCAGCAGCUACUGACCACAUCGAGACAGCUCACACUCGGAGCAUACAAGCAUGAGACGGAGUUCAUUGAGCUGGAGCAGAGGACCAAGGAGAAAAUGGAUGCAGCAAAGAAGAGAACCAGCCAGGAGAUCGCAGAGCUGAAAGACAAGCUGAAAGCCAGCAGAGAGAACAUCAACCACCUGAAGACGGAGAUCAGGAAACUGGAGGAGGAUGGAGACCACAAGGAGCACUGAGAAAUGAAACACACUGAAUUAAAAAAAGAAAAAAGCAAGACGUAUUUUGUGAUUAUGUUUUCUACAUGUGUUCUGUGUGUUUUUGACACUCGGUGUCAAAAAAAUAACACUCAGUGUUAUAUACCCUAGAGAAGAGAUAGAAAUGACUUUCAAAAACUGUGCAUUGAAAAAAAUCUUUUGGAAUCUGUCCAGUAUUUUUUUUGGUUUAUUUUUUCUUUUUCUUUUUUUAUUGCAAUGAAAGACUUGUCCAUUCAUCUUGAUGUAGUUGAUCCUUCUGGUGUAGGUCUUUCCUUCUCCAGUGAAUCUGAAUAGAGGCCUAAUCGGCCAGAAUCAGUGAAGCAUCCCCAUAGUAUUCACGCCUACCAACAGAUUUGAAUGUGAAAAGCUUACUUGUUUUUUAUGCUCAUCUUGUGGUUUUCUAUAUAAACUUAAUGUUUACAGUA
Messenger RNA from Scatophagus argus, 1340 nucleotides. It is a transcript of the gene yeats4, whose product is annotated as YEATS domain containing 4. Lineage: Eukaryota; Metazoa; Chordata; Actinopteri; Scatophagidae. The transcript is spliced from 7 exons. Gene Ontology annotation, biological process: regulation of DNA-templated transcription. Bases 217 to 897 code for a protein of 226 amino acids. The record is from RefSeq and is a predicted model, not a curated record.